Molecule: messenger RNA, 4771 nt
Organism: Monopterus albus (swamp eel)
Lineage: Eukaryota; Metazoa; Chordata; Actinopteri; Synbranchiformes; Synbranchidae
Gene: batf2
Product: basic leucine zipper ATF-like transcription factor 2
Exons: 3
Coding region: 1193-2524 (443 amino acids)
Biological process (GO): regulation of transcription by RNA polymerase II
Cellular component (GO): nucleus
Molecular function (GO): RNA polymerase II cis-regulatory region sequence-specific DNA binding; DNA-binding transcription factor activity, RNA polymerase II-specific
Source: RefSeq, a predicted model, not a curated record
UAGGUAUUACACAUCAGGCAAGCGUGAAAGCGUCCUUGACCUAAACAAAAUAAUAUCACCAGAAAUUUUCCUGAGCUAUCAAGUGUAUAUGUGUGAUAAAAAUCAAUGUGGUGCACUUGAAAGCUUCAGAAAAAGAUAAGAAACGCAGCUUGUUUUUUUCAUUUGGCCCACUGUAUAAAAUUCAGUCAAGCAAUACUAUUUAUCAAAUAAUUUUACUACAACUUGUGUUUUUGUGAGUAGUGGCAGAAGGCUUAAAUGCAUUAAGGUUGCCAUCUACAAUGUCAACCAACCUAAAUUUGGAUAUCCUGCACUGAGUCCAAGAAUAGCUCUUUUGUAGGCUUUGCUUCAGUUGACAUAAUUUCCCGAAAGAGAUUAUGGAAACUGGCAUCUGCCGGGGGGCUUGGUCAUUCAUUUUCUGGCACAAGCUCUAAGAAAUUCCGGGCACGUGAAGGAAGCGCUCCCCUACAUGGUCAUCACGUCAGAGCUGUUCCUGUCCGAAAGUAUUUUUUCACAUCCAUUUAUCACGAUGCCUUCAUGUUCUACCGAAAAUAUUAUGUUGGGAUUUAUUUAUUGUUCACACGGCGACACUGGGGGGUUUAAUUAGUGAGUAAAUACUUACAGGAUAAAGAAACUCAAAUGUAUAGUGGCAAGGUUUGACAGCAGCACCCAUUUGAAUGGUUGCUCUUAUCACUGGGUUCACGUUUAAACAUUUCGGCUUCAGUGUGCCGACACAGGCAUGGAAAGUGAAACGCGCAUACUGCAUGUGAAGGCACCACAGACCCCCCACCUUUAACUUGCAAGAGGUCCAUUUAAAAUAAAGAGAAACUGAAAGGACUCGCUGCAUCAUAUUGCAUCACCAACCGAGGUGCCAAAACCGCCUCGCUCAAAAGCUUUCAGACGGUCAGGCUGCGCGCUUUACUCUGGUCUACACAUUUACAGGGAGCAGCAAGUCACCAAGCAACCAUCAGAUAUCAGUUUGUACCACGAAAUUAGUAGCUUAGAGAGCUGCCUUCAUUCAGUCAUUCAAAGGUUAGUCCAAGCUGCAGAGAGACGCGCUGGUUGUGCGCCAGUUUCACAGUUUUCAUGCCAGUGGUUUCACCCACACGGAUGAUCGGGACUGGAUGAAAGUUCCCGUCGGUGGAACAGCAGCCACUACUCGGUGACCAGCCAGUCUGCUGCGAGUCUGGGAGAGAUGUCCCCAUUAUUUAUGGACACCAGUUAUGAAUCCAACAGCUCUGGCUCCCUGUCGCCUGAUGAAUGCAACAGCAACGCAGCUGGAUCAGAGAGAGAAGGAAAGGGACAACACCUGGGAAACAUGGGUACGAAAAGACGAGAGAAGAACAGAGACGCGGCAAGGAAGAGCCGCAGGAAGCAAACGGAGAGAGCAGACGAACUUCAUGAGGAGCUCCAGUGUAUUGAGCGAUCAAACUCUGCCCUUAAAAAGGAAAUUGCUGCACUGAAAAGAGACUUCAACCUCUAUAAAACAGCUCUGGAGCGCCAUGAACCGUAUUGCUGCCUCAGAGCCUGCGCAUCCAGCUCCAGCUCACCUACCUGCCUCUCUGUGUCCCUCUCAGCCGACUGUCAGGCCGGUUCCAGCCCUCCUGGAUGUCCACCCCAGGCCUCAGACUCCUCUUUGGCUACUGCACCUUCACCUACUACCUCUUUAACCUCAAGCCUGGAUCUUCAAACCUUUGACUGUGUUGAAAAUUCUCAUCUCUCAAGUGCAACGUCUUCUUCAACAACUACAUUAGCUUCAUCUUCUGGCUUGUCUACUGAACUCUUCAAUGCCCCCUCCUCCAGCCCAGUGACUGUUCCUCAUCCAUUCUCUUUCUCCACGCUCCCAGCUCCUCACUCUCUUUUUAGCAAAGAGCCUCUAAUCACCUCAAAGUUGACAAACGGUACGUCAGUCUGCACCAGCCUCAUUUCUAACACUAUUUCCUCUAGCAUCCUGACCUCAACUGCUCAGACUCAACCUUUACAAGACACCAUCCAUGAAAAGUCUUCAGCAUCAGCAAAUACUUGUGCCUCUACAUCUCAUUUUGACACAUUGGAUGAAUAUUUAAUGAAACAAACCCCUUUUAUGGUGCCCUCUUACUCCCAUUUAGUGGCAGAAAACGCAGGUCGAGUAACACAAGAUUGUCCCAUGGAUGUGCCCCAGCUUCAUGCAGGUCAUUACAUUAGGAAUCCGGAUGAUUCAAGUCCGCCGUCUUCUCUUUUACUGCCAACUUUUCAAGGUCCUGCUCCUGAGUCUCUUUUAGUUUCACCUCUGGCAAACUUAGAACCAUUUUCUGCUCCUUCCUUUGCCUUAAAGUCAAGUUCUACUCAACAAAUAACUCCUACUCCUGUAUCUUUGCUUUCCCUCCUAAAUGUCCCGAGUCCACCUAGCAUCUCUCAGACUAUCUGUCAUGGCUUUGAUGGACUUAACGCUCAACCUCCACCACUGCUGCCAAUGUCGGGAGAUCUCUCCCUUUCUGAGCUCCUGGAGGACAAUGAUUGGAUCCUAAAUGGGACCAGCAAUCAGUAGCACUACAUGCCACAUGACAAAGGCAGACCAUCAAAAUGGUCAUUUAAUUGAUAUGUUUCAAGUUGUUUAACUGAACUCUGGACACACUCAAAGACAAGUGGUACUAAAUCACAGCAUCAUCACACCUAAUGAUUUAGGUCUCAGGUUAAUAAAAAAAAAAAGCUAAACAAACAAAACAACUGUUAUUUAGCUUGUUGGGAGUCAGAAUGCAGUACAGGCCAGCAGCAGCAGCAACUAUAAAAUGCAAGGAUUUAUGAGUAAGGGAGACAGAUUUUCACAUCUGACAUCCAGCUGGUACUCAUUUAUGGAAAACUAGCAUGAGAAAAUGAACCAGGAGCCAAACUAAUGUCUGGGCUGUUGCACAUAUUCAGCUUUUUGGUUUUUCCUAAAGGGAUAAUCCGGUGAUUUACUAUUACACAUUCAUAAAAUUGGAAGACUCAUAAGAGACAGUACCAGCAAAGGCCAAGAUAUCCUCAUGUUUAGUCCCUCAUUAGCUCCAAUGACUACAUUGAUUCUACAUUGCCUGUAAUACAGCUAAUUAUACAUCUCAUUACACUGGAAAAUCCCACAUUUUUCAAGCCCUGUGCCUCCAGACACAGACUUUCUUUCAUAAAUUUGUAGGCUCAAGCUCUGAUGACAUCACUAUAACACCAUCAGGGUUAUUUUCUUAGUCUUGUCCAGAGCCACAGUUUACUCCCAUGAUGAAGAAACUGACCUUUAUGUCUGAAAUUGAUGGUUUCUCUUUCAUAAUGAUAAGGAGACAUCUAGCUAAGCUUUCAGAGACUGGGGAUACCUUUCCUUCAGACUUUGCUCGACGACAGGCCAAAACUCUGUACAAUACUUGUAAUACUUGUGAGACCAUAUUUACUAGCCUCUGAAGUUGUGAUGUGAUCCAACGAAAAGCCACCAGUUUUUCGAAUACGUGAAUCAAAGUUAGGCGUCACCCCCUUCCUGAAAAUCUGACUCAGCAUUUGAAACUUGGGCACAGUGACUACUUCCCCACAGUUUCAUGGACACAUAAUCAGGAGAACUUUAUAUCUUUGCCUGGAGCAGCUGUUUGAACAUGUAGUAACAGUUCCACAGUUAACCAGUGAGCCUGCACAUUGAUUAUGAUUUAAACUUAAGGAAAUGUCAUUGCUUUUUUUUUUUUUUUUUUUUUUUUUUUUGCUUUUCUUUUUUAACCUCAUUUAAAAUUCACAGUCAAACACACGGUCUCUCAUAUUACUGUAUGCUGCUGCUGAGUAUGUAUGGCCUGCAAUAUGUGAAUCCAUGAAAUAACUUAAGUCAUCCCAUUUUCUGAUUAGUUUUUUCAGUAAAUAGUUUGCACAUCUGUAUUAUUUACCUGUCAAAGUGCAGUUUGCUAAAUAAAUAACCACAGAGGGUGAGUAGGGGCCCACAGCUUAUUUUUGCCCUGGGACCCUCUAGUGAUUAAACCCAGCCAUGAUUGCAUGCAGGACAAAAGGCUGCUAUUAUAGGAACUGUUAUAGGAAGUGGAUUGUACAUUUUUUUUUAAAGUUAGGAACUAGGGUUCAUCUUAUUGAUGAUUGUAUUACAAAGAUGAUUCUGCUUUAUACACAAUGUAUGUUUGUAUAUUGGAAUAAGAGUUUAUUCAGUAUAGAAAUCUGAUUUAGUGUGAGGCUUUGGGUGUGUGUUAUCACUAUUUUGUAUUUAUUGUGCAUUAAACGUUGCAUUAAAUAAUCUUAUUUCACUUUUUUUCAGUUUACACCUCAUUUCUGUAGGCUUUGUAGUAUUCUAAUAUAGCUACAAAACAACAACAAUCAGCUGUUAUUUUUGAAAGAUGAAAAACGUGUUACACUUCAAAUGACAAAGUAAAUUCAUAAGUGUUAACCAACUCACCACUGAUCGGUUCAUUACACUUCAGCUACAGCCUUAGCUGGUCUGAUAUGCCCUGGAGAUGAUGGGAGCUAAUGUUAUCUGACUUUAGAUGGAUAUUUCUGUGUAACUGACAUUACAAGUCCAAAAACUACAACUGUUUGUGGUAGCUUUGUGUCUCUUUUGAGUCAUUUUGCAUCUUGUUUUAACCAGUUCAGAUCUAUAUUUGGUUGCAGACAUUUAGCGUCUGCUUGUACUUGAUCUCUGCCUUUUUCUGGUCAUUUUUGUUUUUUAAGUAGCUUAUGUUUUCACUUUGUGUCUCUUUAUGGCUGUUGUGUGCUUAUAUAUUUAGUUGAUUUUUUUUCUUUUGUAUAUUUGUGGUCAUUUUGCAUCCUUUGUACUUGUUUUAAGUCU